GAGGCGUCCAUUGGCGAGUAUAGACUUGUGCUGUUUUUGUCGGCUUGUCGCUGUCGUUGUUGCUGUUGCUGUUGCUGCCCCGGUGCACAUUGUAAGCCUAUGUUAACUACGCCUAGACUUCACGUACACCGCCGUUCACCAUGGAGAAACUGACGACCGUUCACCCGUUGAAUAACAUUGCCUACGAGAAACUGAGAGUUGCCAUUAUAGGACAAAGCAUAUUUGCAGUGGAAGUAUACAAGGCGCUCGUCGCUGAUGGACACACUAUAGCUGGAGUCUUUACAAUACCUGAUAAGAAUGGAAAAGUAGACCCACUUGCUCAGCUUGCUGAAAAAGAUGGAGUCCCUCUGUUCAAAUUCAAGGCGUGGCGGCAGAAGGGUGUCGCCAUUCCAGAGGUGGUCGAGCAGUACAGGCAGACGAAACCCGAUCUCAACAUCCUCCCCUACUGUAGCCAGUUCAUUCCGAUGGACAUCAUUGAACACCCGCGUCUUCACAGCAUCAUCUACCACCCCUCGCUCCUGCCACGACACCGCGGCGCCUCGGCUAUCAACUGGACUCUACUGUGUGGAGACAAGAAGGCUGGAUUCUCAAUCUUCUGGGCAGAUGAUGGGCUGGAUACGGGAGAUAUCCUGAUGAUGAGGGAAUGCUUUGUCAAACCCGACGACAAUGUCGACUCUCUCUAUAACAGAUUCAUGUUUCCGGAGGGUAUCAAAGCCAUGAGAGAGUCGGUGAUGUUGAUUGCUCAGGGGCGGGCACCCAGAAUCAAACAACCAAAGGAGGGAGCAACAUAUGACGCAAUGUUUCAGAAGAAAGCAGUGGCUGAGAUCACAUCGUGGGACAAGUCUACGCUCGAGCUGCACAACUGGAUCCGGGGUUGUGACCACAAUCCGGGAGCCUGGUGCAAGAUCAAUGGGCAGAUGGUGACGUUCUAUGGAAGUAGUGUGUGGAGGCGGGCACGUCCAAUCAAGUGCAGAAAGGUGGAGAUCGCCGGGAUGAAGGAGCCAGCUCUAGUACACAGCGAUGGCAUGAUUCUGUUUGCCAACGAUGGAGGCAUGAUUAACAUCAGAAGUUUGGAACUAGAGACUGGCAAGAUGAUCAAAGCUUCUAAGUUUGGUCAGGAGGAAGAGGAGGAGGAAUUGAUAUUCACAGCCGAUGAGGAGACGAUAGUGGAGAGCUUAAAGGGAAUUUGGAAAUCGAUUUUGCAAACCGACACUAUAGAAGACGAAACUGACUUUUUUAAAUCCGGAGCUGGUUCAAUGGACGUGACAAGGCUGGUCGAAGAAGUGAAGGACAAGUGUGGCGGUCUGACACUGACCACAGAAGACGUCUACAUGGGCACGACGUUUCAGGAGUUUGUGAGAAACUGCAUUCUGAAAUCCCGAGGCGGUGACACCAGCGACGAGGUCAAAUACGAUCCCGUGAACCUGCGAGUGAACAACAUGGACGUGUGCUUCCCGCACCAGCUGUUCAUCAACAACGAGUUUGUCGACUCGGUGAGCGGACGUGCGUACGCCACGAUCAACCCGAGCGAUGAGUCGGUCAUCUGCUCCAUCGCCAAGGCGUCCAAGGAAGACGUGGACGUCGCAGUUCACUGCGCCGGUGAAGCGUUCUCCCAUGGAGAGUGGGGGAAAAUGAGUGCGCGUGACCGAGCGAGGCUCAUGUACAAGCUGGCUGACCUGAUGGAAGAACAUAAAGAGGAGCUGGCAACCAUUGAGUCUAUCGAUUCGGGAGCCGUGUAUACGCUGGCGUUGAAAACACACAUCGGCAUGUCCAUCGACGCGUUCAGAUAUUUUGCUGGCUGGUGCGACAAAAUACAGGGGCAGACUAUUCCGAUCAGCCACGCGCGGCCCAACCGUAACCUGUCGUACACGGUAAAGGAGCCGAUCGGUGUCUGCGGCAUCGUCACGCCGUGGAACUACCCGCUCAUGAUGCUCGCGUGGAAGAUGUCCGCCUGCCUCGCCGCCGGCAACACCGUCGUACUGAAGCCUGCGCAGGUGACUCCGCUGACCGCACUGAAGUUUGCAGAACUGGUUGUAAAAGCUGGAUUCCCUCCAGGUGUCAUAAACAUCCUGACAGGCUCAGGUGCCGAGAUUGGAGCUGCAUUAACUGGUCACCCAGAUAUUCGGAAGCUGGGCUUCACUGGAUCAACCGAGGUUGGACAGGAGAUCAUGCGAUGCUGUGCAAUGAGCAACCUUAAGAAGUGUUCGUUAGAGCUUGGAGGCAAGUCUCCGCUCAUUAUCUUCGCUGACUGUGAUUUGGACAGAGCUGUGAAACAGGCUAGCGGUGCCGUGUUCUUUAACAAGGGAGAGAACUGCAUCGCAGCGGGUCGCAUCUUUGUGGCCGAUUCCAUUCACGAUGAGUUUGUCAACAGAAUGAUAGCCGAAGUGGGCAAGAUGAAAAUUGGUGAUCCAUUAGACAGAGCCACGGCGCACGGCCCCCAAAACCACAAGGCACAUUUUGACAAACUGCUUGAAUAUCUUGAGAUUGGAGAGAAGGAGGGUGCUACCCUCGUAUAUGGAGGAAAACGAUUGGACAGAAAGGGAUUGUUCCUGGAGCCGGCAAUCUUCACCGACGUGACGGACAGCAUGUAUGUCGCGCAGGAAGAAUCGUUCGGACCAAUAAUGGUCAUCUCCAAGUUUGACGACAUGGACGUGGCGGACGUCAUCCACCGCGCCAACCGGACGGAGUUUGGUCUCGCCUCGGGAAUCUUCACGAAGGACAUCAACAAGGCGAUGCACAUCGCCGACCGGCUCGAGGCCGGCACGGUGUUCGUGAACACCUACAACAAGACGGACGUCGCCGUGCCCUUCGGAGGGUUCAAGCAGUCCGGCUUCGGAAAGGAUCUAGGUGAGGAGGCAUUACACGAGUGGCUCAAGAUCAAGGCUGUGACCGUGGAAUACGAGACGUGUGACUUCGAUUACUGAAGUCCCCGCUCUUCCUUCCGCAAACAAACUAACGAUUGACGGCAACACAGAAAACGCCAUGCAUGUUGGAAUAGUUGGCUGUGUUAAUGUAGAUUAAUCUAUCCCUGAAUUUUAUCGGUUUUUCUGCUUAUCAUGUUUUAAGUAAAAAUAUUAGAUUUCACUUAUUUUUGCAACACGGUGUGAUACAGACGCCAUUAAAUGACGCCGUAAAAUGUGUUUAGAUAUUGCCUAUAAUUUUAUAUAUCGUUGAAAGCACAUGAAAUGUGCUUUCCAAUUUCAACUCGUAUGCAGUGGCUAAACUAAAAUUUGUUAAAUUAAAAAAAAUAACUAAAAUACUAUAGUGAGUUACUUUAGUAAUUUAGCAGUGGUUAUUAGGUACAACGAUGAUACUAAGGUGUUAGUAGUUGAGUGUAAAGCAUGAUGGUUUUUACCGUGGACUUUUGUAUUAAAAUUUUAUUUGAACAAGACUAAAGCAAACAUAAGUCACUACUAAAAAACGUAUAACUCCCAGAUCAUGAAAAUGGGCCUGAAAAAAAUGAUGAAAAACUGAGAUCUAGAAAAAUUCACAGUUAAAAUCCACGUUCUUAGUGUAUUUUUCAACCUCGCAUACGGUUACGUUUGUUGCAAUUAUCUAUUGAGGUUUUUGAUCAAUCCGUAACAGAGCUGUGUUUUCAGUUCCACCCACACAAUUUUUACCCAGGGUGCGAUCGUAUCACCAGUGGCCAAUCACUAGUGAUCGAUAAAGAUGUGACUUGGGUUCAGCUAUGCAAAUGUGAAUAUGAUGAUAUGUACUGAAGUAUGACUAUGACGGAGUACUGAUAGCUUGCCACCUCUCACGAGCUUGAAAUAUUUGUGUAAACAUUCUAUGCACGUACGCCACCCCGCACAUAGUACGGCAGCCCACGUAGUAGACGUAACUUAAUUGCUAUCGGUUGAGUCAGGCGUGGGCGAACUGCGGGUACGCUAUAUCCCCGGGUUAUAUCAUGAACGUGUGCAUACUCGUGAAUAUACCUACUGAGUAUAAUCAUCUAUCCUGUUGUAUCAUGAACAUGAACAUAUCUCUGUAUAUACAUGUGUUGUAUGUAUCUGAAUACGGUUAAACACGGUAGCUACAUUGGGGUCGGACAAUGAUAAACCAAGGAGUUGAUUUGCAUUCUCAAUGUGUUGCAAAAAAGGUAAAGUCGAGAUGCGGAUGGUAUAGGCGUCUACGUGUAUUUCGACUUUGCUUUUGCCAUUGACUUGUCCCACCAGGCCGCAUGACUACCUCAGACUAACGUCAAUACACGUCUUUUGAUACAUGACCGUUGACACAUGAGUUUCUGUGGUAGCUUUUUUAUGAGGCAAAUUUUCAGGAUUUAGAGGUUGUACGUUUUUAGCAAUGACGGUGUACUUUUUUGGGUGAAAGUGAUAUUAUAUGUUUAUAAUAUCAUUAUAUCAGUAUUAGUGCAUCACAUGAUAAAUCGUUGAAAUUCCAUUGGAUAACGUCGCAGGUACUAUGAAACAAUAGUUGCACGACGCAGUGCGCUUGCGAUACUCGGACAAUACUUUUAUUCCAAUGUUUAUUCCAGUUGCAAUGUGUUACGUUUGUAUUUUAAUACAAAUUGAAAUUAUUCGUUUAAGAAACUUUGUCUUAUUCACUUCAUAUUUGCCGAGUAGAUUGCAA
Molecule: messenger RNA, 4587 nt
Organism: Priapulus caudatus
Lineage: Eukaryota; Metazoa; Priapulida; Priapulimorpha; Priapulimorphida; Priapulidae
Product: cytosolic 10-formyltetrahydrofolate dehydrogenase-like
Exons: 24
Coding region: 141-2924 (927 amino acids)
Biological process (GO): one-carbon metabolic process; 10-formyltetrahydrofolate catabolic process; biosynthetic process
Cellular component (GO): cytoplasm
Molecular function (GO): aldehyde dehydrogenase (NAD+) activity; formyltetrahydrofolate dehydrogenase activity
Source: RefSeq, a predicted model, not a curated record